Molecule: messenger RNA, 2317 nt
Organism: Mya arenaria
Lineage: Eukaryota; Metazoa; Mollusca; Bivalvia; Myida; Myidae
Exons: 2
Coding region: 1026-2249 (407 amino acids)
Source: RefSeq, a predicted model, not a curated record
UAUUGGAUGUCUGACAAAUUAGAAAUAAUUGUCGGUGAAUACUACAAUGUUUAAGAAUCCAACUAUUGGAUAUAAUAAUUUUCACUAAAUACUACUGUGUCAAAACAACGACAACAAGAGUCUGAUAUAAUAAUUGUCACCUAUUAACUAGGGUGUACUACUCUGUGUCAAAGAAUCCAACUAUUGGAUAUAUAACAAUUGUCACUUAAUUCUAAUGUGUAAAAACAACAACAACAAGUGUCGGAUAUAAUAAUUGUCUAUAUAAGUGUUUGGAAGAGCUAUUCUAAAUUAUUGAUAAUUCUGUGAUAUAAAUAUAGAUUAAAGAUUGAAUUACCAAGACUUUGGUAUAUGUAUUCUGUAGACAAAUAUUGCAAGCUGGGGAGAAAGAGUUUUACAGAGUGCUAGUUAUUUAUACCAAUUAUUUGGUAAUAGUCAUAAUGGAUGAAUAUAAUAAAUUGACAGUUUAACCAUAAAAGAAAAAAAUUCAAGAAGAAGUGGAUUGUUCCUAAGUUCUUAGGAAACACAUAGGUAUUUUGAAAUUGUGAUUUUAUAACGAUGAUAAAUAUAAGUAGUCAAACUGAAUUAGGUUGUAUUCUUUGAGAAAAUAAAAUCAUAAAAAGGGUGUUAACUUGUGCAAUCAUUAAUUAUUUCCAAUAUUUUGGAAAAUAUUAAUAAAAACUAAUAAAGGUACUAUAUCUGCUUCUGGGAAUAAGAAUUUAUUCCAAGAAAUUGGAUUUUCACCUUAAAAACAGCAUUUGAUUUAAGUUUGCUAUCCGUUACAAGCAUAUCUAUAAUAAAGUUUCCAAGUAAUUUGGAAAGUAAUGAGAUGAAAUGAAAAUAGCCAAAGGUUUAAAUACAACUAAGAGUUUUAGGAUAAGGUUUAAUUUGGUGAAAAGGGGGAGAUGUUUAGGGUUGUAUUUAAUUAGAGAACUAUGAAUAAAGCAAGUGAAAAAGUAAGGGAGGCACAAAAGUUCAAAGCCACAAAGUUCUAAUAAUUAAACUGUAGGAAACGCAUCAAGGGACUCAUGGCAUAUUCAGUUCCUCUUGUUGGUACAUUACCACUAGUGUAUCCAUCAAUGCAACCAACAUGUGCGUACCAAUCCCAUCUACCAUUUCAACCACCCAAUCCAUAUCAAAUGGGUUCAUUUCCGACUAUGAUGCCGCCUUGGAUGUAUCCAUAUCCCAUGAAUCCAUACAUGAUGCACCCACAAAUGCAACAAGGCCUGGGAAUGAAUGGCAUGUGCCCAGGUUACAUGGGUUAUCAGCCAGGGUACCAAUGUGUACCAAAUGCUGGUUUCAUGAAUGGGGUUAGGAAUAAUGAACCUAAUAACUUGAGCAGUGUACAUGAGGAAAUACCUCAAAGUAAAGUUCAGAACCCGAUUUCGGGUACGUUAAGGGAUAGUGGAGAAAGUAUUGGGGUUAUAAAUUAUGAACCUAAUAACUUGAGCAGUGUUCAUGGGGAAAGGCUUCAGAGUAAAAUUAAGAACCCGAUUUCGGGUAUGUUAAGGGGUAGUGGAGAAAGUACUUGUAUAAGUGAUGCUCAGGGUAGAUUGGACGAUUUAGAUAGAGGGCCCCACUUUGACAAUUUAGGUAGUUCUGGAGAUAGAGAAAGUAACUCCCGACCAACAAAUGGCAAUGUCCGGGAAAGAAGGUCCCAAUUUAAUGAUUUGGGUAGUUCUGGGGCUGUAGAGAGUGACUCUCGAUCCACAUAUGGUAAUGUUCGGGGAAGAAGGUCCCAGAUUGAUGAUUUGGUUAGUUCUGGGGCUAGAGGAAGUGACUCCCAAAUAACAAAAGGUAAUAUCUGGGAAAGAGGGUCCCAAUGUGAUGAAUUGGGUAGAUUAGGAGCUGGUGAAAGUAAAUUCCGACUUUCGGAGAGAAAUGGUCUGGACACAAAGUCCACGGGAGACAAACUAUCACAUCAGUUUAGGUACAAGGAAAUAACCCAAGACCAAACAUGUGAUGAACGUGCCAUAAGAGAGAGGCCAGCUACUGUGGCACAAGUAAUGGACAAAUUGACUUGCUUGUGCCGAGGGUCUAAACCCAUAAAGAAGGUGUCAGCAGAGAAAAGCGUAGCUGCGGUCGCUCAAAUGUCCCAAAGUAAGAUGCUUGAACUCUCAAACAUAUCCAGACAUAUUGGACUAGAUUAUUGGAACUGGGAGAGAGUAAAAUCAAAGGAUGACAGAUUCCGAGUCUUUGGAAGGGAGCCCAAAAAGGUCAUGGAAAGAAACAGAACGGAUAAUUCCAAUUAAUCCCGAUGAUAUUGUACGGGAAAUGGAAACCUUAUGUUCUCGCAAAGUACAGAUGCCAUCUGCCAAAU